AUGCCUGCUCGUAGAGCUGACGCCAGGAAUGCAAACGACCGAAAUGCAAACACCGCCCUUCCAGUCCCAGAUCAGGAAGUCUCGAAUGCAGAGUUCAGGAACUCCAUUCAGAUGUUAUCUCAGAUUGUGGCCAACCAGAAUAACCAGCGGGCUCUAGUUCCAGAAAAUGCUAAUGUUAAGUCAAUUGCAGCCAGAGUGCGAAACUUUGUUAGGAUGAAUCCGCUAGAGUUCUUAGGAUCGCAGGUUGGAGAAUAUCCCCAAAACUUCAUUGAUGACGUCAAGAAGAUCUUUGAAGUGAUAAAGUGGAAGGAGAACAGGGGUACAAAUGUAGCUCCUAUCCCUUGGGAUUGGUUUAGUGAAACCAUUCUGGACCGGUUUUUUCCAAGGGAGCUAAGGGAGGCGAAAGCUCAGGAAUUUAGGAACAUAAGGGCCCAAAUGAACAAGUUACUUUAUGGAGUGUCACACUUGGUGAAAACAGAAUGUAGGAAUGCUAUGUUGCUGGGAGAUAUGAGCCUUUCUAGGCUUAUGACUCAUGCUCAGCAGGUUGAGGAUGAUAAGCUUAAGGAACAUGCCAAGGAGAACAAGAAGGCUAGAACUGGGAACUAUGACUAUUCUCAACAGAAAACGGGUGGUGGAAAUCGCUUGCAGGGUCAGCAGAAAAUUUCAACUCCAGCACCUUCAUCAGCUAGAGUUCCAUCCUUUAGGUUUCGUAAUGAUCAUAAAGGUGGCGGACAAUGCCAAAACAGACUCUAUGCUCUUCAGGCUCGCCAGGAGCAGGAAAAUUCUUCUGAUGUAGUUAUUAGUAUGUUAUGA
Molecule: messenger RNA, 813 nt
Organism: Solanum verrucosum
Lineage: Eukaryota; Viridiplantae; Streptophyta; Magnoliopsida; Solanales; Solanaceae
Exons: 4
Coding region: 1-813 (270 amino acids)
Source: RefSeq, a predicted model, not a curated record